Molecule: messenger RNA, 882 nt
Organism: Dichotomopilus funicola
Lineage: Eukaryota; Fungi; Ascomycota; Sordariomycetes; Sordariales; Chaetomiaceae
Product: NADP-dependent oxidoreductase domain-containing protein
Exons: 4
Coding region: 1-882 (293 amino acids)
Molecular function (GO): oxidoreductase activity
Source: RefSeq, a predicted model, not a curated record
AUGGCCCCUCUUAAUAUCAACAGCACCUUCAAACUUCCCAGCGGCUAUUUAAUGCCACGGUUGGGAUUCGGGGUGUAUCAAACACCUCCCAAGGAAACCGCUCGUUGUGUCACAGAAGCCUUUGCAGCAGGCUAUCGCCAUGUCGACUCAGCAGCCGCCUACCGCAACGAAGCCCCCUGCGGCGAAGCCAUCCGCGCAGCCUCCCCCUCCAUCCCGCGCGACCAAAUCUUCUUCACCUCCAAGAUCCCGCCUCAAAAAAUGGGCUACCAAGCCACCGCGUCCCAGGUCGACGAGUCCCUCGCCAAGUCCGGGCUGGACUACAUCGACCUGAUCCUGAUCCACGCGCCGUUUGGCGGAUCCGCGCAGCGGAAAGGGUCCUGGAAAGCGCUUGUUGAGGCUGUGGAGGCGGGCAAGGUGCGCAGUAUUGGGGUGAGUAAUUACGGGGUGCAUCAUCUUGAUGAGCUAGAACGGCAUAUUGCUGAGUUGGAGGAGGAAAGAGGUGGGAAGGGGAAGGGGGGCGUGGUUAGUGUGGGGCAGUGGGAGAUUCAUCCGUUUUGUCGGAGGCAGGAUAUUAUUGAUUGGUGUACGCAACGUGGGGUGGUUGUGCAGGCGUAUUGUCCGCUGGUGCAGGGCGAGCGGUGGGGUGAGCCUGGGCUGAAGAAGCUGGCGGCCAAGUAUGGGAAGAGUGAGGCGCAGGUGUUGAUUCGGUGGAGUUUGGAUAAGGGGCUGGUGCCGCUGCCGAAGAGUGUGACGCCGGCGAGGAUUGUGGAGAAUGCGGAUGUGUUUGAUUUUGAGUUGAGUGAGGAGGAGGUGGCAGGGCUUGAAACGGGGGAGUACACGCCGUGUACCUGGGAUCCGACGGUGUCGCCGCUGGAUGAGUGA